Penicillium paradoxum is the source of this 1485-nucleotide messenger RNA. RefSeq names its product proteasome regulatory particle lid subunit RPN7. NCBI's taxonomy places the organism in Eukaryota, Fungi, Ascomycota, Eurotiomycetes, Eurotiales, Aspergillaceae. The transcript is spliced from 3 exons. The coding region runs from base 1 to 1485 and encodes 494 amino acids. Gene Ontology annotation, cellular component: proteasome regulatory particle. Gene Ontology annotation, biological process: proteasome-mediated ubiquitin-dependent protein catabolic process. The record is from RefSeq and is a predicted model, not a curated record.
AUGGGGUCUGAUCCGCAGUACAUCAAGUUCCCCAACCUCUCCAUCGCUCAACAUGUCUUCAACCUCUCAAACCCGGCAUGCGCGCCAUCAGUCCAGCAGACUUCAUUGAAGAAGCUUCAAGAUGUCAUUCUAGAGCACAAGAUGGCGCCAUUUUACCGUCAUUUGGCCCAUCCUACCGAAGGCAUUCUGAACAACUCUGGCGAAGGUGUAACACAGCUCCCACAGAACGCAGGGAACUCAACGAAGCCUCUCAUCACGUCCAAUCUUCUUGCAUCUCGCAAGACACCACUGAAGUUUGAUUUCCCUUGGGAUGAGAAGCUGUACCAGUCCCUACUGGAGGAUAACAAGAAGGAAUUGGAGACCUUCCAGAAGGAGGAAGAUGAGGCGGAAGAGGCUGCAGGUGAAACCGAGGUACAAGCUGCGCGCGGGAAGCGAGCUGAAUUCUGGGCUCGUGUGGGAGAUAAGGACAAAGCUAUCGAAUCGCACGAAGCUCUCCUCGAAAAGACCGGAUUCCUGGGCACCAAGAUUGACCUGGUGAUGGCUAUGCUCCGCAUCGGACUGUUCUUCGGCGAUCUUUUGUUUGUGAACAAGACCAUCGAACGGGCAGAGACAUUGGUAGAGAGCGGAGGUGACUGGGACCGUAGAAACCGUCUCAAGGCAUACAAGGGACUGCACUUGCUCACCAUCCGCUCUUAUAGCCUUGCCGCUCCUCUCCUUCUUGACAGUCUGUCUACAUUCACAAGCUACGAACUCUGCAGUUACUCUUCGCUAGUGAUAUACUCAGUACUUGCGGGAUCUUUGUCCCUCAAGCGGGUGGACUUCAAGGCCAAGGUUGUGGAUGCACCAGAGAUCAAGGCGAUUCUCGGCUCUGGGGAAGAGCAACUGGCUGCGCUGAGUGGAGAGAUCUCUUCUGGCCCCGGUGCUCGGGAUGAGGAGAUGAAAGAUGCGACAGCAUCACUACCCAUACCCGCCGGUGCCAAAACCGCCGUUAAUAUCUCCUCUUUCUCAACCGGCUCCGGUGUUGUAGCGGAAACCGAGGUGCCCGUUGAUUUCUCGCCGCUCUCAAACCUGGUUACCAGUCUCUACAACGGCAACUACCGUUCGUUCUUUUUGGCACUCGCGGCUGUUGAGGACCAAUUCCUGACACAAGACCGGUACUUGCACGAGCACCGGGCAUGGUUUGUUCGCGAGAUGCGACUGCGUGCCUAUCAGCAGCUUCUGCAGAGCUACCGUGUAGUGGGACUGAGUGGCAUGGCCAACGACUUCGGUGUGACAGUAGACUACUUGGACCGGGAUCUUGCCAAGUUUAUUUCAAACAACCGCAUUGCAUGCACUAUCGAUCGGGUCAACGGUAUUAUCGAAACUAAUCGGCCAGAUGACAAGAACAAGCAGUAUGCCGAUGUGGUGAAGCACGGUGAUUCGCUGAUCACCAAGCUCCAGAAAUACGGCCAAGCCGUGCGUCUUCGGGGUAGUGAGCGCAGCUAA